AUGCAUCAGAAUAAGUUGCAAGAUGCUGGUUUAUGUGCUUCUGCCAACUUUGCAGGUUUAACUACUGUGACUACUCUUUCUGCUUACAAUACUUGUUGCCUCUUUGCUUGUCAUUUCUCUCAGUUGUUUGACAAUCCUUGGAUUCUUGAUGACAGUUUCAAAAUUAAAGACUUGGGGGAAGCCCACUAUUUCCUUGGUUUAGAAAUUAUAAAGCAGCCCACUGGUAUACUUGUCUCUCAACAUAAGUUUACUUCAGAUCUUCUAGCUGAAUUCCACUGCUCUACAGUGACUCCAGUGGUCAGUCCUUUAGAACUAUAUAGGAAGUUGUCUGCUGAAUCUGGUGACCCUUGUCCUGAUCCUAGUUUGUAUAGGAAAUUAGUAGGGAAACUCAACUUUCUCCAACACACCAGACCUGACAUCUCUUUUGCUGUUCAACACGUCAGUCAAUUCCUUCAUUACCCUCGUUUGCCACAUUUGGAAGCUGGUCUCCAUGUGCUUCGAUACUUAGCUGGUUCUCCUGGUUUGGGUAUCCUGCUGAAUGACAGUCCUGAUUUCUCUUUAAGUGGAUAUUGUGAUUCUGAUUGGGCUGGGUGUGUUCAAACUCGUAGAUCUAUUACUGGAUUUUAUAUACUUUUGGGGGGAUCUCCUGCAUCAUGGAAGGCUAAGAAACAGCCUACAAUUGCACCCUCUUCAGCCAAAGCUGAAUACAGGGCACUGCGUAAAAUUGUCGCUGAAAUAUCUUGGCUGGUUCCAUUAUUUGAUGAUUUUGGUGUUUCUGGCUUGUCUCCUGUCCAAGUGUUUUGCGACAACCAAGCAGCCUUGCACAUUGCUCGGAAUCCUGUGUUCCACGAGUGUACGAAGCAUAUUGAAAUUGAUUGUUACUUUGUCCGCAAAAAAUUAAAUGACGGAUUGAUAUCUCUGCAGUAUGUUCAUUCCUACAUCUCUAUAACUGGUUGA
Messenger RNA from Lycium ferocissimum, 957 nucleotides. RefSeq lists its product as uncharacterized. Lineage: Eukaryota; Viridiplantae; Streptophyta; Magnoliopsida; Solanales; Solanaceae. The coding region runs from base 1 to 957 and encodes 318 amino acids. The record is from RefSeq and is a predicted model, not a curated record. The transcript has a single exon.